AUGGACCACAUGGAGAAGACCAAAAUUUCCAAAAGUUGCCUUUUCAGAGAACAUGUCGUAUACUACUACAGGUAUGUGGAUGACAUCCUGUGCUUGUGGAAUGGUAGCAUGGAUGUGUUACAUGAGUUCUUAGAACACUUGAAUUCAAUACAUACAAAAAUAAAAUUCACGAUGGAAGUUCAAAGGGAAGGAAACAUUAAGUAUUUGGACCUUAGCAUCACAAACGACAAUGGUAACCAUUCCUUCCGGGUGUAUAGGAAACCUUCUCAUACUGGGGUGGUUAUACAUAACACCUCUUUCCAUCCGUUUUCCCACCGUUUAUCAUCUAUCCGCAGUUACGUAUACAGGGCCCUUGCAUUACCGUUGUCAUCAGUUGCCCUUGGUGAGGAGAUUGAUGUUAUCAAACAAAUAGCAAGGAAUAAUGGCUUAUCGGAGAGUUCAGUUGACAGGAUGAUAUGUAGGAGGAAUAGACAAACUCUUGAGCGAAGUGUCUCUAUUAGCCAGCUUCAGCAAAGUGAUGACGAACCUAAGAAAUAUGCAUCACUGACUUUCAGUGGGACGUCUUCCUACAAGAUUGCAAAGAUUUUGAGAGAACGGAUUAAUGUCAUGGUUUCCUUCAGGACUGUUGGGACCGUGAGUGAAUUGUUGAUCAAUAAUAAGGACAGAAACAGUCCACUGAAUAGUGCUGGUGUCUACAAAUUGAAUUGUACAUGUGGUUCCUUUUAUAUUGGACGCACGAAAAGGAGUUUUGAUGUUAGAUUUAAGGAACACCACAGGUGCAUUAGACAGAAUAACACAGAGUCAUUGUUUGCUAAACACAUCUUGGAGACAGGACAUCCGGUAGAUCUGGAAGAGGGUUACAAAAUAUUGCAUAGGGAGAGAAGGGUUGGGGUCCUUAAUAAUUUGGAAUACCUUGAGAUAAUUAAGCAUUGCAGAUCCUGCCCAGAUAAGAUACUUAAUGCCCAACUCUCAGUGGAGGCACCGAAUUUGUGUACUGCUUUAGCGGAUGUGAGCGGGGACCGACAGAGGGCGCCUCCGGUCUGA
Molecule: messenger RNA, 1044 nt
Organism: Coccinella septempunctata (seven-spotted ladybird)
Lineage: Eukaryota; Metazoa; Arthropoda; Insecta; Coleoptera; Coccinellidae
Exons: 1
Coding region: 1-1044 (347 amino acids)
Source: RefSeq, a predicted model, not a curated record